Molecule: messenger RNA, 7177 nt
Organism: Sebastes umbrosus (honeycomb rockfish)
Lineage: Eukaryota; Metazoa; Chordata; Actinopteri; Perciformes; Sebastidae
Gene: prdm2b
Product: PR domain containing 2, with ZNF domain b
Exons: 9
Coding region: 348-5516 (1722 amino acids)
Cellular component (GO): nucleus
Molecular function (GO): histone methyltransferase activity; protein binding
Source: RefSeq, a predicted model, not a curated record
UUGGCAUGGUUUCAUGUGAGGCUGCAUUGUGGACAGGAGGACAGGAGGACAGGAGGACUGGAGACACUAGCUGCCUGCAGCACAGAGAGGAGGACACCAGGGAGAGCCUCUACAGCCUCUACAGAGAAAACCCUCCUUUAGCUGAACAUUAUAUCAGCCCAUCCUCGGUGCUCAUGUUCAGGUUGCCUCCCUCUCCACAACUCCACCACAACCAGCAGCCGACUCACUGAGGAGGAGGCUCUGAUUCAAGCCUCCAUCCGCCAUUUUCAGCAGAUUGAAAGCAGUCCAUGUGAUAACGCUCCAUUAAGACUUGGUUUCCACUGUCUUGUGGAAACACACCUUAACAGAUGAUGGCUAUCACUGGAGGGAUGGUGGAAACUCUGGAUGAAGUUCCAGCUCAUGUGUGGACGGGUUUGCCUGACGGUUUGAGUCUCGGACCUUCUGCUAUAAAUCAAAGCCGCGUUGGUGUCUGGGCCACUCAGGUCAUCCCUAAAGGCAAGAGGUUCGGCCCGUUUGUUGGAGAGAAGAAGAAAAGGUCGCAGGUGUCCAGUAAUGUGUACAUGUGGGAGGUUUAUUUCCCAGCGCGGGGCUGGAUGUGUGUCGACGCCACAGACCCCAUGAAGGGGAACUGGCUGCGAUACGUGAACUGGGCCGGCUCCGGUGACGAGCAGAAUCUGUUCCCCCUGGAGAUCAACAGAGCCAUUUACUACAAAGUUUUAAGGCCUAUCGGACCCGGAGAGGAGCUGCUGGUCUGGUACACGGUGGAAGACAACCCGGAGAUAACAGCUGCACUGGAGGAAGAAAGAGCAGCCAGCAGCAGCAGUCUGAGCAGGAACCACUCACCCAGGGCGAAGAAGCGAGCCAGAAGAAAGCUGCUGGAGGGAGCCAGACAGGCUGGUUUGGGUGGAUUCAAGAAGACGAGUGAAACCAAACACCCCGUCAUGGAGAUGUGGGAUGAGGAAGAAGGUCUGAAGGAGGAGGAUGAGAGGCCAUCAACGUUGGGGCCCUCACGGGAACUCCAGCAAACCCAUCCCAUGAGAAGCACUGACCACAGAAACACGGAGGAUAUGUCGGCAGUGAUGAUGGACAGGGGAAAUGGGGAGGAGGAGGAAGAGAUGGAGGAUGCUGAUGAUCUAGUGAAACCGAGUGAAGUACAGCAGCAAACUGCUCAGCGUUUACCUGUGGCUGAUUCCAUGCUGAAUAAGCAGCCGGGCGCAUCGCUGACCCAUGGUGAAGCAAGCCAUAAGGAGUCGCAGGGGAAGUCGAAGUCUUCCUCGCUUGCAGGACAAGAACCUGAGGCUGAUCCUGAUCUUGACCUUGACCCCGACCCCGAUGGUGACCUUGAGGGUGAUCCCCACGGAGAGUCCUAUCCCUGUCAGCACUGUGAGCGCCACUUCUCCACCAGGCAGGGUCUGGAACGUCACAUACACAUUCAUGCCAUCACUAACCAGCAAACACAACAGUUCAAGUGCCGGUACUGCAGCAAAUCCUUUGGCUCGCAGGUGGGGCGGCGGCGGCAUGAGAGAAGGCACGAGAGCGGGCUAAAGAAAAGGCCUGGCUCUCUGGCAGGGACUGCCACGCUACUCAGUCCUGUGAUGCAGACUGAUGGUUCAAGUCCUGACUGCACCAGCCCAACCAGUCACUACAUAGCCAUAGGGUCCCAGUUUACUGGAGGACCUCUGCCCGACUCUGAGAUUCAGAGGAAGGAGUUGGGGCCUUUUGCUGACCGUCCCAUUAUGCAGGAAGAAAAUGGGGAGUCAAAGGAGCUCCAUCCCUGCAAGUACUGUAAUAAAGCAUUUGGCACACACACCAACAUGCGCCGACACCAACGCAGAAUACAUGAACGACACUUGUUACCAAAGGGAGUUCGCAGGAAAGGCAUGCUACUGCAGGAGGCGUCAGUGCCUAAACAGCAGCAGCAGCCCGACGAGUCCCCCAGUACCAGCCCUCCACCCGUCUACGUGCCCAGUGCGGACACAGAAGAUGAGGUAGACCGGGAUGAUUACGCAGUCGACAUAUCCAAAAACAUCUCUGAGAAUUUGAGCUUUUACAUUGACGGCAAGAUUGUGUCCACCAGUUCGGUGAGCACCUGUGAGGUGAUAGAGGUGGACUCCAGAUCUGCAGCUCUGUUCGGUCUGGACACGGUCAUCAUCAGCCCAAAUCAGAUCAGUCAGGCGCUGAAGAUGGAGGGUAGAAUGAGUACUGUAAAGCAAGUCUCCAACAUUGGCCAGCCAGCAGCAAAAAGACGAACAUCUACACCCCCAUUUGUUCCCAGCCUUAAAGUCGAGACAGAAUCAGCACCUUUCACAGCCUCUUCAUCGUCUUCAUCAUCCUCUACAUCUUCCUCGUCCAACUUGUUAGUGGGCGGACUGUUCCAGCAAGCUGCUGAUUCGUCAGCAUUUCAACGAGAGAAGACGGUUUAUCUCUCACCUAAGCUCAAACAGCUCCUUCAGACACAAGACAUUCAGAAAUCAACCAUCGCCCUGAUAACAGAAAGCCAUAGACUGGCCUCGCCGCUGUCAGUCACGCCGCUGCCGGGGGCUUCAGGCAGGUUUAAAAGAAGAACAUCAUCCCCUCCGUCAUCUCCACAACUCAGUCCUGCAUGUAAAACAGAAAGCUGUAGAGCCGAGGUGGCGAGCUCAUUCGCCCUCAAGGUGCCAAAGCUGGAAAGCCGCAGUGCGUCACCUCCUGGGAGCCUACUGGACAAGGAAGACGGAGACAGUCUGAACCUUUCUGACAAUAAUAUGCAUGGCCAAACCUCAUCUGGUAGCGGUGGAAAUUCCUGUAAUCAGCAGCCCUUGGAUCUGUCAAACUCCCUCGGCAGGAGGAGGGACAGCGUGAACAAGGUUGUCGGGGACUCGGCUCUUGAUUUAAGCUUCCAUCGGAAGAGCAACGUCGAGCCGGAGUUAAAGGGAGCUCCAGCACCACAGCCACUGAUAAAAAAGAGAAAGCCGAACACCAGCAUGCUUGAAAAGGUGCUGAUGAAUGAGUAUUUAGGUCUGCCUUUGCCAGGAGAUGAGGGCCCCUCGGCCAACUUAAGUUGUUUCCAUCCUCGCUCUCCAAACGUUGCAACAGAGUCCGCCCACCCCUCUCCACCCUCUUUGACCCCCGUCACCAUGAACCCCUCUUCCCCCGGUGACUCCAGCGGGACAUCCCCAACACCGCCUCCCCCUCUACUACCUACCAUACCUUCUCCACCGCAUAUGCCCGGCUCUCCUCUUUCUCAGCCUUCAGACUCCUCUGCACCGAGACCCCUUCCUGUCCUCUCGCCAAAAAUGUCUCCACGAUCAGUUGAACGCAAUCCCCUCUCAGAAUCGGAGGAAAAUGUGUCUGGUGAAGAAAACGAAGACGAUGAAGCGGACCAUAUCUCUGAGCCACUGGACUCCCCUAACACUCCACUUAAAGAUCCCCUUAAUUGUUCAGCGAUAUCAAGCCCUCCUGAGCCGACACCAGUAGAUCUGCCCACUACAGAAGAAGAUGUUUCUCUGCUUGCAACUUGCAACAGUUUGCUAAAUGGCAAAAUGAACCAAAACUCUGACACCGUAAAGGAGAAAUCUCUUGCUGCUCUCUCACCCCAGCCAGAAUCCUCAUCUUCCUCAUCAUCUCCUCCUCCUGCAUCACAUGAUCCUUCCCCAUCACUGGUUUCACAAUCCUUCCCUCAGAUUAAGAUAAAAGAAGAGCCUCAGCACUGGGAAGACGAGCUGACAGUUAUGAAUCAUGCACCUCCGGAUGGUGUUGACUCCUCAUCUCAACCUGCUGCUCCCGAUAAACCGCGUGAUAAAACCUCUGAGUCAGAGGAAGUCGACUCGACAUACUGCAAAACUUUUGUGUGUAAUGUCUGCGAAGAGCCGUUCAACUCAAUCAAAGAGCUCAGUGGACAUAUCGCAGAGCACGCUGCGGAUUGGCCUUUCAAGUGUGAAUUCUGCGUGCAGCUGUUUGGUGACGCUCCGGCACUGCUGGCUCACCGGACAACACUACACGGAGUGGGCAGGAUAUUUGUUUGCUCCGUUUGUUCCAAGGAAUUUGCAUUUCUCUGCAACCUCCAGCAGCACCAAAAGGAUCUGCAUCCAAACGAGACUUGCUCACACAACACUGUAGAGAGUGGCAAGCUAAGGCCGCAAAAUUACACGGAUCCAUCCAGAGCCAAAGAGGAGAGCAGUCCGUCAACACCAGCGCCGGAGACGACUGAUGAAGCUGCUCCACACAGUGACGCUGUUAUAGCAAAAGAAGAGCCUGAUGUUAAUGGUAAUCACACAGAGGACGGGGCAGAGGACCCCAAUGAGGAGCUGUACACUACAAUAAAGAUCAUGGCCUCAGAGGGAGGGAAGCCUAAAGGCCCGGAUGUUCGACUUGGCAUUAACCAACACUACCCCAGUUAUAAGCCACCGCCUUUUCCUUAUCACAGCCGUUCCCAUGCUGGCUCGGUGGCCUCGGCUACUAACUUCACCACCCACAACAUACCACAGACUUUCAGCACUGCCAUACGCUGCACCAAGUGUGGCAACAGCUUUGACAACAUGCCCGAACUGCACAAGCACAUUUUGGCCUGUGCCAAUGCUAGUGAUAAGAAGCGCUACACUCCCAAGAAAAACCCCAUCCCCCUCAAGCAAAUAGUGAAGAGUCCGAACGGAGUCGCGUCCCCUUCAGCAGCCAUCGCAGGCCAGAGUCCUUUCCGUAGAAUGGGUCAGCCAAAGAGACUUAACUUUAAUCAAGAGACCGGUAAAACAAAAAUGAGUGCCCUCAGUAAGAAGAGAAACCAGUUGCUUCAGAAGGCAAUUUCACAGAAAAAUAAGGCUGCUACUUCUGCAAAGAAGGCUACCGUUAAAGUUGAAGAAGAGCUGCCCUCUAACGUUUGCCCCCACUGCGGCCGGGAGUAUACUUAUCCUGCAAGUCUCAAUAAACAUAUGGCAGUCAGCUGUCCCAAGAAGCCUGUUGUUAAAAGGGGCAAAAAAGGUCUAGCAGAGGUGAAAAAAGAGGUGCCGUCUGUGGUAGAUAAAACCACAAAAAAGAAAGCUCCAGACUGUGAAAUAGCGCAGACAGAGCCUGAGCCUAAACCCCUGGGAAAGACCAGAGCUCGUAGCUCUGGUGCAGCAGACCCUGAACCCUCCCAGGCCAGCAAAGGAAAAAACACUGCUCCGCUGCGCAGACUAAAGAGGCCUGCCUCGUUCCCAGCACCAGUUUCUGCUCGCAAAAGAGCCAAGAAGGGCCAAGCUCAGUCUCUACCUCCCACCCCGUCAGCCCCGGACACUCCCAGUGACACUGCACAACCACGGCCAGCCAUGAGAAUGCAGCGUAUGGGCAAAGAGGCAGCACCCAAGAGAUUAGCAGAGGCCAAAUCAUCACCACCACAACAGCCGAAAAAAGAGGAGCGGUUCUCCCUUCGAACGAGGGAGCGAGUAGGUGGUCCAGUCACUAGGAGCUUACAGAUGGUCAACGCAGCUCCUCCUGCUGAGGAAAAAAAGGAGGAACCACCUAUUCAAGAGCCAAACGAGACUCAGGAGGUGCUGACGAAGUGAGCCAUGCAGACACUGUUCAGCUCCUCUGGGUGUACGGUGCUCACCUCUCAGGCAACGCUCUGGACUAAUCAAGGCACUGACAUCACUGAGGUCCACCUCCGUAGUCCACCUCUGUGGUGGGCUCAUUCACUCAAAACAAGUGAAGUCUCUCAACUGCCUUUGCUGGAUUUAAGGAGGGAACUCUCUUUAUCUUCCAUCCAUCUUAUGAACUGAACUGAACUGAGCCUCGAUUUUAGCCAGCCUUGCAAAAAAAAAAAGGAAAACUGUAAAUGACAAUGAGUUAAUAUAUAAACAAUGCGAGUCAUUACUUGACCCAAAACAGUAACAUUAGGGCUCCGUUAUGUUGGACAGCUGAUAUAUUGCAAAUGGCAAUCACGUAUCAGUUAGGGUUAGGGAAACUUGUUUAUUCUUUCGUUCCGUAUUUUCCCCAUUUGGUUGUUUAGAUUUUUGGAUGUUUCCAGAGUCUCUUAAUGCAUGUGCAGAAUAGAGUAUGAACUAGAUUAAGCCAAUUACCAUGUCUUCUCCCAAUGGGCACCUACUUCAGUUUAUACAUGAUUUGCAAAGUACGUAUGUUUGAUUUAAAUUUCUGUAGUCAUUAUAUUGUAGAAUAUAUCUUAUUGGCAUAUUUUUGUUUGGGAAACAAAAAUGAAAAUGGCAGUAGUUUACUGCACCAAUUGGUCCUCAGGAACACUGUAUAUGUGUGUGUUAAGUAUGUGUAUGGUUCUAGUUGGAUGUGUGGCCCGACAGCUAUUCCUUUGGAUAAAUCUCAAGUAUGUCUCAUGUUUUUACUUGCCUUCUCAUACUCUUUUGUUUAUCCGACGUUGGCAGUUAAUUCCAGCUGUAAAAAUGAUGGGAAAUAUGUCGUAGUUUCCUUAAAAUAAUGUCCAUCUUGAAAAGAUUUUUUUAAUAUCCCUCACUCAGCCCAGUGUUUCUUACAGCACUUUAAAACGAACUGCCAAAAUUUCGAGCUGGAUCAGUAAGAUUGGCUUAAUUAAACGGUGAAUAAUGGAAUGUAUUCAGGUCUGUUGCACUUUACAGACGCUGGUAAUUUGCGCCAAAUUGGUGCAAAUCAAUCUAAUCUCAAAUACUACUUUUACAGUCCACAAAUCUCUACAUUGGUGGUCUUCGUUAAGCAAUUUGCCACGUGAAAAUGACACAUGAAGCAACUUUUAUAUGCCAAAAUGCAUGAUAAUAACUCAAAUCCUCAAAUAAGUUGAAUGCAGCACUGCUCUUUUUUUCCGUUGUGACGUGUGAAAAGUAGUUUCAUGUGCCGUUUUCCUUUAAAGAGCCACGCCACAGUAACAACUGAUUUUUCUCCGAAGGACAAAGUCAUGUGUUUUCUGUGAGUUGAUAUAUUUGGUAAGUCUGUACCAAUGAAAAGCUUCUUAUUCUUUAGUUUAUAUUCUCCAGUGCUCACCCCACGUUCCCAGUCUUGACCAUGUUGUACCACAGAGACACACGGGCAGUGCUUAAAACGCUUGUAGCAUGUUACGGGAAAGAAAAUUGAACAACUUGAUUUGAAGCUAAUUUAUAUUUCCACGAGAAAUCUUCAUGUCACAGCAUCAAGAUUAUGUAUUUAAGGAUGAACAAAGACAAAAUUCCGAAUGACCUCAAGUAAAACAUUGCUGUAAUUGACAUAAUAAAAAAAAAAAGUUUUUCAA